Messenger RNA from Adineta ricciae, 880 nucleotides. The record is from the annotation of a GenBank genome assembly. Lineage: Eukaryota; Metazoa; Rotifera; Eurotatoria; Adinetida; Adinetidae.
UGUACGGAAGCGACAACAGGUUCGUAUUCAAGUCUUUGUUGUAGUUUUGAGAAAAGAACUGCAUCUUGCUUUCCUCUGCAUGUUUUAGAAACAACGAAUGUCACUCCGGUAUCAACUGCUUUCACAUCGAGCUCAACAGGAACCGGAACAGGAACAGGAACCAGUACAGGAGCAGGAACAGUAACAGUAACAGUAACAACUGAGUCGGCGGAAACUCCAGAAACAAGUGCAGGUCACACACCAGUCACUAGUAUCGAAGGAAGCACUCUCAUAGGCAGCACAGGUAGUGGUUCGACGACUGAAGCAGUGUCUGGAACAACUACGAAGACAUGUCAAGAAAUGCAAGCGGUUGAUGAAGCUGUUAGCAAGAACAUUAUUGUGACACCGAACCCAUUGCCGAUAGGUGAAAACAUCAAAUUUCAACCAACAUCUCAACAAGGUGUUUCUUUCGGCGGCAAUGAUCGCACACCAACGAUUACUGUCAACUUUGGGAAACCUGCUGAAGUUCACUCAGUCACACUUCCACGUAAUCAAACACCCAAUGGAAAUGUUCAACAGUUUGAAGUCACCUUCUAUUCACCUGAUGGAAACAAAAUCAACGACAAACCAAUCUUAAGUAAUUCAAGUCCAAACAAAGACAAGACUAAGCCAGCUGAACUCGAUUCAUCACAAAUACCAUCAAAUACACCUGUAUCACGUGUAGAUAUCACCAUUGUUAGCACUACUGAUGGUGAAUCACCGAAAGGUGUUGUUUUGGAUAUUAUAGCUUGUACGGAAGCGACAACAGGUUCGUAUUCAAGUCUUUGUUGUAGUUUUGAGAAAAGAACUGCAUCUUGCUUUCCUGUGCAUGUUUUAGGAACAACGAAUGUGACUCGGGUAU